This is a messenger RNA of Ogataea parapolymorpha DL-1, 1470 nucleotides long. RefSeq names its product SIR4-interacting protein SIF2. The transcript has a single exon. Gene Ontology annotation, biological process: regulation of transcription by RNA polymerase II. The record is from RefSeq and is a predicted model, not a curated record. The coding region runs from base 1 to 1470 and encodes 489 amino acids. Gene Ontology annotation, molecular function: transcription corepressor activity; protein binding. NCBI's taxonomy places the organism in Eukaryota, Fungi, Ascomycota, Pichiomycetes, Pichiales, Pichiaceae. Gene Ontology annotation, cellular component: Set3 complex.
AUGUCGCUUUCAGCAACAGAGUUGAAUUACCUCAUUUGGAGGUAUCUUCAAGAGGGUGGAUUGGAAGUGAGCGCGUAUGCUUUGCAAGAUGAGACCAAAAUAAACGAAUACGACGAUAGGUACAGCGAUAGAAUUCCACUUGGGUGUUUGGUAGACCUCGUUCAGAAGGGCAUUUUGUACUACAAGGUGAAUGAUAUGAUUCAAAAUGGUGGUGAGAUUGCCUCUGAAGAUAUCAUAAACAUGAAUUUCAAUCUCUUGAAUUCAAUAUCCCAGUCGUCUGAUGGAGUUGAAGAACGCAGAAUUGAGCCUUCUUCAGUGAUCGCUAAUAAUACUUCACAACCAGUUCCAUUAAUCGGGCAGAAUGGGAGGGUAGAGGAUGAUAAUGAGUUCACCGUGGUGCUGAAAAAUAGUUUUGUUUUUCCAGCUAGUCUGGCGAGCAGCUGGAACCCCCAAAACCCGAACAUGUUGGCUUGGGGACAGCGAGAUUCUACCUCCAAUAUAUGCACUCUCACCUGGGAUGACUCCAGUAAAACCCUUAUUCCACAAUCGCAACCGCUUCCACAUCCAACAUCCUGCAAAGAAAUUGUCUCUAUCUCUUGGAGUCCCAAAGGCAAUACGUUAAUGACUGCGUCUGAAAAUGGAGAGCUUCGUCUGUGGGACUCCAAUGGUUCAAUAAGAUUUAUUAUGGCGCUACACCGCUCUCCCGUGCUGGCAAUACGAUGGUCGCCUAAUUCCGCAUAUCUACUAACCCUUGAUAUCACCAACAAAGCAGUGGUGUGGGACUCUCAAACUGGACAAUCAAUUCAGCAUAUUGCUAACCUGUCAACAGAUAACACAGACAAAUGUUUAGGGACCGAUGCAUGUUGGAUAGACGAUACCAAGUUCGUGCUACCGGGCUCAGAUUAUUCGUUAUAUGUUUACCAAUUGGGAGAUAGCCAACCUAUCGGUGUCCUUGCGGGACAUACUGAUACUGUCUCUCUUAUAAUGUACAAUAGCGAGCUCCGCCUUUUAUGCUCCGCAUCCGACGACCAAACGGUAAGAAUAUGGAAAGGAAACUCCAUCAAUUCCUUACAAGUGUUGACGGGUCAUUCGCAACCACUCACUUAUGUCAACUGGUGCAAACUGGGAGAUGGGAAUUGGUGUGUUGUGACCUGCUCACUGGAUGGAUCGCUCAAACUUUGGGACUUUUUCAAGAAUAAGGUACUGGACUCUCGGCUAGUUGACAAUGGCUCCCCAAUAUUAGUGGCCUCUUUGUCUCCUGAUAGCACUAAGCUGGCUACUGGAGACUCUGAUGGUAAUAUAAUGUUUUGGGCUAUUACUGCCACGAGGAAAUUUAAGCAAUUAAGCUAUUAUCAGCCUGGUGAGGUUGAAAAUUCCAAUUUCGUAUCUACCAUCGACUGGAACUCCACUAGCACCCAAAUAUCCGUUGGAUAUAGUGGAACUUCAAGUUGUGUUGUCAAGAUUGUAUAA